AGUGCCAAGCCUCCCUCUCACUGCCAGGACAUGAGUCCAUCCAGUCCUCACUUCACUCUUAACGCCUACCAAACUUACACAGCCUCUCCAUAACUGCUGCUGCUCCUCCGUCUGCUUCCGAGCUACCAUUCUCUAGCGCGCUACCACGGUACCACCACGCCCGCCCAUGGCCUCGGGGUCGAACCCGGACAGCAUGGACACCGAGCCUCCCGGCGUCCUCUCCAUCGCCGUCGAGCGCAACCCACCGGAGUCGCGCCUGCAGCAGCUCGGCGUCAAGUCCUGGCCCAAGUGGGGUUGCCCGCCGGGGAAGUUCCCGGUGAAGUUCGACGCGCGGCAGACGUGCUACCUGCUCAAGGGCAAGGUGCGGGCGCACAUCAAGGGGUCGUCGGAGUGCGUGGAGUUCGGCGCCGGCGACCUCGUCGUCUUCCCCAAGGGGCUCAGCUGCACCUGGGACGUCGUCGCCGCCGUCGACAAGUACUACAAGUUCGACUCGUCCUGACUCGGAUCGCUCGCGCGCGGCGCCGCUGAACUGAUCCCGAUUGUUGAUUCAGUGCUAGCUUGAUUGUGCUGGUUAGCCUAAUUUCUCUAGCUAAUUUGCUUACGUAGCAUGUGUCUAUCUCUAAUCGCCUUCUCUGUCGUGUAAAAGAACGUAGAGGUGCAGGGCAUCUCGCCCCGGAGAGCGUAGGCCAGUACUAGUUAGUUAUUGGUCCGGGAACGGAAAUAAUAAAACCCGGUCAAAGCGGGGGCUGUUCAAAGUAUCCUUGUUUAUUCCUCCCAGUGCAAUCCAUUUUGAAUGCUUCUUUGACCA
Messenger RNA from Zea mays, 808 nucleotides. Its product is annotated as RmlC-like cupins superfamily protein. The transcript has 2 exons. Lineage: Eukaryota; Viridiplantae; Streptophyta; Magnoliopsida; Poales; Poaceae. The record is from RefSeq and is a predicted model, not a curated record. Bases 167 to 499 code for a protein of 110 amino acids.